AUGUUUGUGGACACUCAUGCAAGCCUAAAGAUCGAGGUUUGGGAUAAAGAUGUGACCUGGGACGACCUCCUGGGCUCCUACAGCAGGACCCUCUCCACCGGCAUGCACACCUUCACCUGCUACGCCAAGAACGGAGGAGUGGAGAUCCGCUACACACUGAGCUGCGACCAGCAUCUUACCGGCUCUCGAUGCCACCAGUACAAGCCCGUUCCCUGA
Molecule: messenger RNA, 216 nt
Organism: Knipowitschia caucasica
Lineage: Eukaryota; Metazoa; Chordata; Actinopteri; Gobiiformes; Gobiidae
Source: the annotation of a GenBank genome assembly